Messenger RNA from Durotheca rogersii, 2430 nucleotides. RefSeq names its product PRO1 protein. Gene Ontology annotation, biological process: positive regulation of transcription by RNA polymerase II. Bases 226 to 2259 code for a protein of 677 amino acids. The record is from RefSeq and is a predicted model, not a curated record. Gene Ontology annotation, cellular component: nucleus. The transcript is spliced from 2 exons. Gene Ontology annotation, molecular function: transcription cis-regulatory region binding; DNA-binding transcription factor activity, RNA polymerase II-specific; zinc ion binding. Lineage: Eukaryota; Fungi; Ascomycota; Sordariomycetes; Xylariales; Xylariaceae.
CCUGCCGAUAAUUACUCACCAGGCACGAGAACUCGAGAUUGGCGAAUUUACUGGCUUUGAGGUGUUACUCUCUGGACAGACCCCAGCAACAACGGCUUUGACCUAGACCUUGGCCCCCCCCCCCCCCCCUCCCUGGUUCCUUGGUCUCCUCCCGAGCAUAGACACCCCCCCCCCACCACCACCACCAUCUCGACGCAGGUACCUCGACUCGAGCAUAAGAUACAAAUGGCAUCUCUACCCCCCAACACCCAGGAAGACCUCAUGAGAGCAUCAACCGUCAACAUGGCCGUCGCACAACCUACCAAGUCGAAGGCUGCUUCGAAGCAAGCUAACAACAAUGCGAACACGAAAGCAAAGACACAGAUGCACCGCCGUUCAAGAACAGGUUGCUACACCUGCAGAUUGCGACGGAAGAAGUGCGAUGAGGGCACUCCCAUGUGCACGGCAUGCAAGCACCUCGGUCUGGUUUGCGAAUACAAGCGGCCAAUGUGGUGGAGCAACAACGACGCGAGACGACAACACAAGGACGACAUCAAGAUGAUCAUUAAGCGCAAGAAGCUCUCGGAGAAGGCGUCGCACUCGAUCCAGACCUCGGUCAGCUCGCCUCCCAGCCUCUCGCACUCUCUACCUACCUCGGCAACCUUCACGGAUCCCCUCGACCGCACCAGGUCGGCGUCCAUCGACUCGCACUUCAACUUCAACAGCCCGCCCCACGUUUCCGAGUAUGGAGCUUACAACCCGCACAUCCUGCCGUCUCACGCCGAUUUCAUGUUCAACAUGUCUCCCUACGAGAUCGACGUCAAGACUGAGCGCCAGAUGUUUGUCAAUGACGUCCCGACUCUGCGGGAAUCGACUGUUUCCACCUUUAGCACGUACCAUACGCCGCCUCCACCCGGGUCCGUUCUGUCGUCCUAUCCUAUGGACGGCGGCGAGUGGCCUGAGGAGUUGUGCCACGCAUCGCUGACCGAGGAGGCGCUCAACUACCGUUUCUUCGACUUCUCUAACGGCCUCGCUACCAACACCAGCCAAGUGGACAUCGAGCUGGAGGAGAGCGAUCAGCGACUGCUGGACCACUUCAUCCGAUUCGUGCUGCCCACCAUCUUCCCGAUCCUGGAAACCAACCAGCACGGAUCCGUUGGCUCGGACCUGAUCCUGCCGGCUCUGCAGAACAACAAGGGCUACCUCCACUGCUGCCUCAUGAUCGCCGCGCAACAUUUGAAGGCGGCGACGAACAGCCAGGGCGAGGAAAUCGACAACGACAUCAUGCGAAACCGGCAUGCCACCAUCCUGGCCCUCUGCGAGGCGCUGAACGAAGACGAAAAUCACCACCAGAUCCUCGAGGCGACCCUAGGCCUCAUCUUCUUCCAGAGCUGCGUCGGCCGCUACGACGAUUCGCUCCCCGACAUUCCGUGGCACCAGCAUUUCCAGGCGGUGCAGUCCCUGGUCGAAAAACUGGAUCUGCCCCGACUCGUCUCCGACGAAGCCGAGCCGCUCCCGCAGACGCCCUUCAACAUGACGCUGACCGCGUGGAUCGACAUCCUUGGCGCCACCAUGCAGGGCCGUGCGCCGAGCUUUGCGCACGCGUACCGCGAGAAGCACCUGUCGACCACGAAUCCGUCCCUGGGGCUCCGGGAGCUGAUGGGCUGCGACGACCACGUCAUGUACCUCAUUUCCGAAAUCGCCUGCCUCGAGGCGCUUAAGAAGGAAGGAAUGGAUGACAUCACCCUGUGCCAGCAUGUGCAUUCGCUUGGCGGCCAGAUUGGGCUGACAGAGACACACGACUGCGGGCCCAAGAUGCCAUUCAACGCCAACGGAUCUCUGAGCCCGAAGCAGCUCAGCAAGAACAUCACGAGCGCCUUCCGAUUGGCCGCCCGCAUCUACCUCUGCAGCUUGGUGCCUGGUUUCUCCCCCAGCCAGGACAGCUGCGUUGGCCUGGUGGAGAAGCUCACCACGGUGCUGCACUUCAUCCCCUCCGGCCCUGGCGGCUUCGACCGAAGUCUCGCCUGGGUCUACCUGAUUGGCGGGUCCGUCAGCGGCAUGAACUCGAGCUUCAGGCAAUUCUUCCACGAGCGCAUCGCCCAGCUUGGCGACGCCGCGAGCUACGGCAGCUUCGGCGGGGUCGUCACCCUCCUGCACGAAGUCUGGCAGCAGGCCGACAACAGCCAGCCGAGCCCCAGUGCAAACGGGUCUACGGAGGCCCCCUACGUCUCCUGGAGAGAUGUCAUGCAGAUGAGGGGAUGGGACUACCUACUGAUCUAGGAUCUCCCUCACAAGCUGGUCUCGAGGGGGCGGUCUAGUCUCCUCAUCUGCGGGUGGGCCUCCGGUAGUGAUGCCGGAAAUCAUCAUCCCGUUUGCACGACGGUUACGAUUCGAUUCUUUUUAUUUUAUUUUCUAUUACGAUACCACUUCACGUGAAAAUUUACCAUAAUA